Ichthyophthirius multifiliis is the source of this 1086-nucleotide messenger RNA. Its product is annotated as MORN repeat protein. The record is from RefSeq and is a predicted model, not a curated record. The transcript is spliced from 2 exons. NCBI's taxonomy places the organism in Eukaryota, Ciliophora, Oligohymenophorea, Hymenostomatida.
AUGGGUAAUUGUGCAAAUAACCCUAUAUUAUGUGAAGGAAGGACCGAAAUAUUAUAAGAAAGUAACCAAAAAUAUCGCCCUAAAAACCCUGAUUCAAAAGAAAAUUCUAUUUCAAAAGAAAACUUCAUUUUAAAAGAAAAAUCUACUUCCAAAAAAGAAUAAAGCAUACAACACUAACCAAAAACAGCCCAAAUACCUUCAACAUCUAAAAAAAGUUAAUUAUUAAACCCUUAAGAAUCUCAAAAAAAGCAUCCUUAUAAAGAAAUAUAAUUUAAUAUGGAAAAUCAUCAUCCAAUAGUUUAGGAAAUUUUAGACAACUUAGGUCCAUUUGAAUUUGAUUUAAAUGAAUCGUUUGAUGAAAGUUUGAUAAAAGGACCUUUAUUAUUCGAAAAUGGGGCUAUUUAUUAUGGAGAAAUACUGAAUAAUUAAAGAUGUGGAAAAGGAAAAUAAAUUUGGAAAGAUGGAAGUUUUUAUGAAGGAUAUUGGUAAAAUGAUACUGCUUUUGGAAAAGGAAGACUUAUUCACAGUGAUGGGGAUAUGUAUAUAGGAGAAUGGGUCAAUGAUAAAGCCUAAGGACAUGGUAUUUAUUUACAUAGCGAUGGAACGAAAUAUAGCGGGUAGUGGUUAGAGGAUAAAUAACAUGGGUUUGGUAUUGAAAAUUGGCCUGAUAAUACUUAAUAUGAAGGAAUGUAUUGUUUAGGAAAAAAACAUGGCUAGGGAUGUUUUAUAUGGAAUGACGGAAGCUUUUACAAGGGAGAGUUUUUCAAUAAUAUUAUUUAAGGCAAAGGGUUAUAUUAAUGGAACAAUGGUAGAUAAUAUGAAGGUGAAUGGAUUAAUAAUUAAAUGGAUGGAAAAGGGGUUUUUAUUUGGGAUGAUGGGAGGAAAUAUGAAGGAGAAUUUUCUAAUGAUAGAAGAGAUGGAUAUGGGAUCUUUUAUUUUCCAGAUGGGAAAAUAUACAAAGGAUAAUGGAAAGAAGGAAAAUAAAAUGGAUACGGGGUUUUGUUGUUUUAGGAUGGAAGUGAAAAUAAAAAAGGAGUUUGGGAUAUGGGAAAAUUUAUUGGUUAAUAAGAUGAAUAUUGUUAAUGA